This is a messenger RNA of Eimeria mitis, 957 nucleotides long. RefSeq names its product SAG family member. The record is from RefSeq and is a predicted model, not a curated record. The transcript has 5 exons. Lineage: Eukaryota; Apicomplexa; Conoidasida; Eucoccidiorida; Eimeriidae. Bases 1 to 957 code for a protein of 318 amino acids.
AUGGGCAAGUCAGACAACGAUACCGAACGAGGCUCCGCGGGACCACGCCUGCAGCCCAGAGUGCUGACUCACCCUGAAGGACAGUGCACGGAACAAGAAUUUAAGAAGCAACAUGACUUUCUGGAAAGGGCAGAAACGAAUUUUAGCAACGCCUACUUGGUGACAAUGGCGCCCCUCAAUCUGCUCACAGUCGUCAGUGCCUCGUUCCUCGUCCUGGCCAGAGUCAACGGCACUGUAGCAUCACAACAACCAACCUACAAAGUCGCUUUUGGAAAUGAUGGAAAAUGCCUCGCCGAGGUCAAUGCUGCUCGCCUGGCCGCUGGGCUCAGCGCACUAGUACAGGCAGAAAAAGCGAAUGCCGACCGUAGGAUGCCUGAUACAGCUACUGAUUAUACAGGAUCAGGAGACACUUGGGCUUGGUUGCCGGUGUGCAAGGCAUUGAUUCCAGAAGCGGAAGAAAAAAAAGCUUCAAGGGGAGCGGGUACAACUACGUUCCAGAGCGGCACGUAUGCAUACCUCCCCGUUGAGAAUCCAGAUGCCGUCGAUUGCAAUGCCGUUGUGGACAAGUGGAAGGGUGCCUACAGCAACUUCGAUGGAUUGCCUCCGCCAAACAAGGAAGAAGAUAAUCUGUACAAAAAUCACGAGAACGUGUCUUUUGUGGCCCUGUACAACCCUUCAACGGACGCUACUGCAGAUUGCCGUGUCGUCACCUGCACAAAAACGACGCCUGAAACGGCAAGUUUCAAAGCAGCGAGGACCAGCGGGACAAAAACGGAAACGGGCUCCGCUUUGAUUUGCAUGACCGCGCCUGAUGUGCUUCCCAAGAAAGGAGAAAAGAGCCCUUUCACAGAGGAGCAGUGGGGACAGAUCGUGACCGCCAUCGAAGGCUCUGCCUCCGCUGUUGCACCCGGUGUUGUCGGCCUUGCAUUAGUGAUCCUUGGCCUCAGCAUGCUGUGA